UUGCAUUUUUCUUUUUCGUUUUGAACGCGCCUUUUUCUCUCAACCGGCAUCUGCAGCCUCUGCCACCAACAGCGUUUCAGCCGAAGGGGAAAAAAGUUAACUCGUAGAAAAUCACUGCAGCCGAAUCUCGAAACGCGCGUGCAAAUUUAGCCGAUUUUGAAGCUGAAAAGUGAAAAUACUGUGGAUUUAAGUGCAAAGCAACAUAUUCCUGUCGCUGAAAAAUAACGAGAAUAAAAAUUCCAAUGGCGACGAAGGCUAAACGAGGGCGCACAGCGAAGAAUGUGGCAGAACCGGAAGCGGAAAUCGUCGAACAGGAAGCGGUGGUCAAAAAUGGAGAUGCAAAGAAAAAGCCCGCAGCAAAGGGAGCGAAAGCUGGCGGUAAAACAAAAGCAGUAGCCGAGCCCGAAGUGGAACAGGUCCCAGAGGAGAAAAAGAAAGGAGGCCGGAAGGGUAAGCCUGCAGCUGCCGUUGAAUCAGUACCUGAACCUGCCCCAGAGCUUCCGGAAGAGCCUGCCAAGGGACGUAAAGGCCGUAAACCGGCUGCGGCCAAAGAGGAAGCGCCUGCUGUUGAAGAACCGCCAGCGAAGAAAGGAAGAGGCAAAAAGGCCGAAACGGAACCUGCUGCAGCAACGAAUGGUAGUUCUCCCGCCAAAGCGACCGCAACCAAGGGAAAGGGGAAGGCUGCCAAAGCGGCCAAGGAGGAAGUAGCGGAACCAGAACCAGAGGCCCCGGCUAAGCGAGGGCGCGGCAAAGCGAAAGCGGAAACCAAAGAACCAGAAGACGAGCCAGCAGCAUCGCCAGCCAAGAAGUCGAAACAGGCAGCCAAAGAGCCAUCGCCGAAAAAGGCCAGCCCCAAAAAAGCCCCAGUCGUAGAGGAAGCCGUGAGUGAAGAAGCGAACGGAGAUCCAGCGCCGGCCAAAGCAGGAGGACGUGGUCGCAAAAAAGCCGCUGAAGAAAAACCAUCAGCAUCGCCAACUAAAUCCCCUAAGGCACCAGCCAAACGAGGAGGACGCGGUAAAAAAGCUGCUGCCACCGAGCAAGAGGCAAACCCAAAGGCUCCAGCAGCGAAGAAAACGGCAAAAGAAUCGAAAAAACGGGCUGCAGUUGCAGCUGCUCCUGUGGAAGCACCAACAGUGAACGAUGUAGAUGAACCUUUGGAUGGAGUUACCCAACGCAAGAAGGCCAAAACGGAAGUGACGAAGAAACCAAAGGCUGAAAAGAAACCGAAAGCCGAAAAGAAGCCGGCAGCCCCCAAAGUGAACAAAUCCGCAACCGACUACGCUUCGCUGGAGUUUGACCUCACCGGGAAGGAGUUCAACUUCAAAAUAUCCAGCUGGAAUGUGGCCGGCCUUCGCAGUUGGGUCGGCAAGGGUGGUCUGGACUUCUUCGAACACGAAAAACCGGACAUUCUGUGCAUCCAGGAAACAAAAUGUGUCGACGAUCAGUUACCGGAGGAAGUCCGCCACAUCAAAGGUUACCAUCCGUAUUGGCUGUGCAAACCCGGUGGCUACGCCGGAGUGGCCAUUUACUCGAAGAAGAUGCCCUUCAACGUGACGUACGGACUUGGAGAUGAAGAGCAGGAUGCGGACGGUCGGUUGCUUACGGCGGAAUACGAAAAGUUCUUCCUGGUUUGUGUGUAUGUUCCGAAUGCUGGUCGUGGACUAGUAACGCUUCCCAAAAGGAUGCGAUGGGACGAAAAGUUCCACAAAUAUCUGAAGGACCUUGACGCAAAAAAGCCAGUUAUUUUGUGUGGCGAUAUGAACGUUGCUCACGAGGAAAUCGAUCUAGCAAACCCAAAAACCAACAAGAAAAACGCCGGAUUUACACCGGAGGAAAGAGAAGGAAUGACCAAGCUGCUCUCGCUGGGCUUUGUCGACACAUUCCGACAGCUUUAUCCAGAGCAGAGCGGAGCGUACACCUUCUGGACGUAUAUGGGCAACGCACGGGCGAAGAACGUCGGCUGGAGACUGGACUAUUUCAUCACGUCGGAGCGAUUCGUAGGGAAAGUGGUGGACAACGUUAUCCGAUCGGGUGUUUACGGCAGUGACCAUUGUCCACUGACGCUCUUUCUUAAAGUUUAAUGCGUGAACGCCAACGUAUGGCUUCUGUUUGAGCUCGAUACCAAUUAUACUAUACAUUUGUACCGAUCGUGUAAUUUAAUGGCACCCGCCUUAAAGGUAAGUUAUUAAUUACGUGUGCGACUAAUUAUUUUGUUUUAAACUUAGUUUUAGUAUACUUUGUCCUAGGACCUAUUUAACCACUUACAUUAUAAUUGAUUAAAAUAAAUAUACGGACUAUUCAAACGGUAUAAA
This is a messenger RNA of Aedes aegypti (yellow fever mosquito), 2312 nucleotides long. It is a transcript of the gene Rrp1, whose product is annotated as DNA-(apurinic or apyrimidinic site) lyase. The record is from RefSeq and is a predicted model, not a curated record. NCBI's taxonomy places the organism in Eukaryota, Metazoa, Arthropoda, Insecta, Diptera, Culicidae. Gene Ontology annotation, cellular component: nucleus. Gene Ontology annotation, biological process: base-excision repair. Gene Ontology annotation, molecular function: DNA-(apurinic or apyrimidinic site) endonuclease activity; double-stranded DNA 3'-5' DNA exonuclease activity; phosphoric diester hydrolase activity. Bases 243 to 2081 code for a protein of 612 amino acids. The transcript is spliced from 6 exons.